UAAAUAAAUUAGACGAUGUAAUUGAACAUCGCGCCAGCGCCAUCAUAAUGUCGUUGGAAAAAACACGUAGGUAUCAGUAAGUGGCGCUAUCUGUCAUUUACCGAUCGCAACAAGGCGUCAAACAAUUUUGAAAUUGAUCGGAAAAACUCCGUAAAUAUAAACAAUAUGGCAGACAAGGCAGAUACAACAAUGUACGUGAAAAACAGAAGCUAAUGAAUCAAUACUUCAACUAUGCGCCGUCGCAACAUUCCUCUAUGCGAUUAGGCGUUUAGCCAUCACGAUUGUAUUGCUAAAAAAUCUUACCCUUAAAAAUAUGUCGACUGAAAAGGUUCUAUAUCAGUUGUAUCAACCGCAUGGUUCUGGUACAGUAUUUAUCUCUUGGCGGCCUGGUAAUAGCACACAUUUAGCAACCACUGGUUAUGAUUCUUCGGUUGCUAUUUUUGAUAGACAAGGUAACUUGCAAGAACGUAUUCAGAUAUCUGGUCUAUGUACUGGAUUUGGAUGGGACUCUGAUGGAGAUCUGUUAGCUGUUAUAUCACAAAAUUCUACCACUAUCAUAUUAUGGGAUGCAACAACAGGAAAGAGAUCACAAAUAGAUGCUGGUGUAAGGGAUACCCUAACAUGUAUAAUGUGGGCAAAAAGGACCUGCUUAUUAGCUGUAGGGACACAAAAGGGGAACCUGGUUCUUUAUGAUCACAUAAAUGCCAAACGAACUCCAAUUCUGGGAAAACAUAAAAGACGUAUAACAUGCGGUGCUUGGUCUUAUGAAGGACUUCUAGCUCUUGCCAGUGAAGAUAAGGUUUUAACUAUUAGUACAAGUGAUGGAGAUACACGCCGUGAAAUUCCUCUCCAAGGUGAUCCAUCAGACAUUCAGUUUAAUGAAAUGAAGAUGGAUCAUAGAAUUGGGGGUGAAAAUACGGUGUCUCUUGUCAUUAGUAAGACCACUUUAUUCUUAUAUAAUAUUUCGGAUCCAGAAAACCCCAUUGAAUUGGCUUUUCAAAAACGCUAUGGUCCUAUUGUUACAUAUAAAUGGUAUGGGGACGGUUAUAUCUUAGUUGGCUUUGAAACUGGAUAUUUCACAGCAAUAUCUACACACAUUAAAGAAGUGGGUCAAGAACUAUUUCAAGUUAAGAAUUAUAAAGAUUCAUUAACAGAUUUAACAAUAAGUCAAGCAGUAGGAAAAAUUGUAACAUGUGGUGGAAACAUUAUAAAGAUACAUAGUCUACAAAAUUUAGAAGAAACUGAAAAGUUAAUUACAGUGAGCAAUGAAACAGGAAUUAGCAAGGUUGAAUGGUCUACUGAUGGAUCCAUGAUAGCAGCUGUUACUUAUACUGGAAAUGUAUUAGUCUAUUUAAUACAAAUUCCAAAAUUAUUCAGUGUUUGUGGAAAUAAGAUUGCUUUGCUUACCAGUUUAACUGAAGUAGCAGUGCAUCUUUACACAUUAGAUAAGGAAAAGCCAGAACCUGUAAUAAUUAACACUAUAAUAGAACCAUCAGUAUUAGCAAUAGGUCCAAUGCAUGUAGCAGUUGGUUUAAAUAAUAGAGCACUGUUUUGGGACAUAUCUGAAACACCAUAUGAUACUACAGUGCACUUUGAAAGGGAUUAUCUUGCAACUAUCGAUAGCAUACGAUUAAACGAAACCUACGUUUCAGUUUUAUUUGAUGGGAAAUUGCAGUUGCAUUCGAUUAAAGUUGACCAAUCGCUAACCAAGGAGAGGAAAGACACAAAAAUGUUCCCAGAUUUAAAUACCUCAGAUUGCAGAAUAACGUGCCAUGCCCUUAGUUCGGAUUUCUUGGUUUAUGCCAAUGAUAUGGGUCAUAUAGUUUACUUUUGCUUGGAACUUUUUAAUCAAUGUACCGAGCAUCUACACAGCAAUGGUAUAAAGGAAAUAUAUUUAGAUGCAAAUGGAACACAAUUGUGUUUUAUAGAUAACAAAUCCGAUGCUUAUAUGUACAAUCCUAUGCACGAGAUUGUUUUACAAAUUCCCGAUUGUCCGGAUUACAUAGAGGGAAUAUUAUGGGAUCAAAAUAUUUUAGAACGCAAUAUAUUCACUGUAUACAAUAAAAAUAUCAUUAUAACGUAUAUAUUCAUAAAAUAUUUUAUCGAAGGUACAAAAAUUGAAAAGAUAAAUUCGACAAAGCUACUGUCCGAUGCAUUACCAUUAUUAAUGUAUUCUGGUGAAUUGACGUUAAGUUCAAUAAGCAACAAAUUAAUUCAAAUUACGUUGUCCUCUCACGAAGACGCGGGAAAUAUCGUAGAAUCGGAAAAGCUGAAACAAAUUUUAGAGAAUCAAAUUUUAUGCAGAAGAUUUCAACAAGCAUGGAAUACUUGCGAGAAGAUCAACGAGAAAGACUCUUGGCUGAAAUUAGGAGAGAGCUCAAUUGCAAAUUUGAAUAUUGAUUUUGCAAUACGUGUUUAUCGGCAUAUAGAAGACGCCUCGAUGGUAUGGGCAUUACAAAAUAUGGAAAAUAUAGAUGAACUGUCAUUACUGUCUGGCCAUGCGUGUAUUUUACUUGGCGAUUAUAAUCAAGCAGAAAAAUUUUUCUUACAAUCUUCGGAACCAGUGCAAGCGCUAUAUUUAAGAAGGGAUUUAAUGCAAUGGGAACAAGCACUGAACUUAGCACAGAGACUAAAAGCUGAUGAAAUUCCUUAUAUUGCUAGAGAAUAUGCCCAACAACUGGAAUUUACGGGAAAUUAUCCAAAAGCGCUAUCAAAUUAUGAACGUGGAUUGGUAGAUUCUAAUGCAUUAAAUACAGCCGUAUAUAAUCCACAUCAUCGUUUUUUGUGCCUUGCUGGUAUUGCCAGAAUGUCUAUCAGAUGCGGCGAUAGUAGAAAAGGUGUGAGCAUAGCGGUAGACAACGAAAGUUCAAGACAAUUGCGAAAGGAAUGUGCAGAAAUACUAGAGUCAAUGAAGCAAUUCAAUGAAGCUGCACUCUUAUAUGAGAAAGCCGAGUAUUUUGAUAAAGCAGCGUCUGCGUACAUAAAACUAAAGAAUUGGCAAAAAGUGGGGCAACUUUUGCCGCAAAUAUCAUCUGCCAAAAUUAACAUACAGUAUGCUAAAGCCAAGGAAAGUGAAGGGAAAUACGAAGAAGCGGCUAAAGCGUACGAAACUGCGAAAGAUUUUGAAAAUAUAAUUAGGAUUAAUCUGGAUCAUUUGAAUAACCCUGCACGAAGUGUUGAAAUAGUGCAACAAACAAAAAGUGUGGAAGGCGCCAAAAUGGUAGCAAAAUAUUUCCAAAAAAUGAAUGACUAUAAUUCAGCGAUCAAGUUUUUGAUUUUGUCAAAUUGUCACGACGAAGCUUUCCAGUUAGCUAAUCAACACGGAAAGAUGGAACUAUAUGGAGAAAUCUUAAUAAAUACAAUCGACGAUGAUAAUGCACGAAAGGAAGAUUUUAGGAGUCUCGCUAUGCAUUUUGAAUCUCAGAAAAAUAAUCUCUUAGCCGGGAAAUAUUAUUUUCAUGCGAAAGAAUAUCAGAAAGCGUUACGGCAUUUGUUGAAAGCUGCUCAAUUAAUGACAGACGAAAAUGAGGUUUUAACAUUAGCCAUUGAUACAGUUGCUUCUUCGAAAGAUGAUAAACUAGCAAAUCAGUUAAUAGACUUCUUAUUGGGUGGAGACGGAUUACCAAAGGAUCCAAAGUACCUGUUUCGAUUGUAUAUGGCCCGAAAACAAUAUAGGGAUGCUGCAAAAACAGCGAUUAUCAUAGCGAAUGAAGAACAAAUUAAUGGAAAUUACAGGAAUGCACACGAUGUAUUGUUUAGUAUGUACCAGGAAUUGAAAAGAAAUAAGAUUACUAUACCAUUAGAAAUGCAAAAUAAUUUGCGACUUUUACAUUCGUACAUUCUGGUUAGACUUCAUGUAAAGAAAAGUGAUCACCUACGCGGCGCUCGUAUGUUGAUAAGGGUAGCCAACAACAUAUCGAAGUUCCCAUCACAUAUUGUUCCAAUCUUGACUUCUACUGUCAUAGAAUGUCAAAGAGCAGGACUGAAGAAUGCAGCAUUUAAUUUCGCUGCUAUGUUAAUGCGCCCCGAAUAUAGAAACCAAAUUGAUGCUAAGUAUAGUAAAAAAAUUGAAGCAAUCGUUAGGAAACCGCCGAAAUCAAAAGAUAAUGAAAUUGAAGAUGAGCCUUCAACUCCAUGUCCUUAUUGCAAGAGUAAACUUCCAGAGACUGAGAUUACCUGUGAUAAAUGCAAGAACACAAUACCUUUCUGUAUAGCUACAGGACGACAUAUCGUUGAACAUGACUUUACAACGUGUCCCCAAUGUGAUUUCCCUGCCAUAAAAAGCGAAUUUUUAAGGAUAAUUGAAACUGAAGGAGUGUGUCCAAUGUGUACAGAGAAAGUAGAUGUUAACAUGGUCUCAUCUACUCUAAAUAUUCGACCUUAUCUGGAUUUCCAAGAUGAAAAAGCGUCGGCGUAAACUGAAUCGCUUUUACUUUUAUUUAUAACCAGUUCAAAAAAAAACUUGUUGUGUUUCAUAUCUUGGUCUUUUCCUUAUGAAAAUACGACAUGCAUUUUAUACAAACUAGAUAGGUAUAAUUCAGUACAAGUGCCUACAAUGUAAGUAUUGAAUUAUCUUCAUGAAACAGUGCCGUCCAAUAUAAGUACAACGCAAUUAAGUACAAGUAGCUUACUAGAUAAUUCUAUAGAUUAUCCGUGAGAUAUUCUAUGGAUAAAAGAGCAUCGUGUACAAGUCAACUAAUGCUCAUAUAUACGAGUGUAAUAUGUAGAUAGUAUCUUCAAUAAACUAGUCUCAAGCA
Nomia melanderi (Alkali bee) is the source of this 4757-nucleotide messenger RNA. It is a transcript of the gene Oseg6, whose product is annotated as intraflagellar transport protein Oseg6. NCBI's taxonomy places the organism in Eukaryota, Metazoa, Arthropoda, Insecta, Hymenoptera, Halictidae. Gene Ontology annotation, biological process: intraciliary retrograde transport; cilium assembly. The record is from RefSeq and is a predicted model, not a curated record. Gene Ontology annotation, cellular component: cilium; intraciliary transport particle A. Gene Ontology annotation, molecular function: protein binding.